This is a messenger RNA of Uncinocarpus reesii 1704, 1440 nucleotides long. Its product is annotated as mitochondrial processing peptidase beta subunit. Gene Ontology annotation, cellular component: mitochondrion. Gene Ontology annotation, molecular function: metalloendopeptidase activity; metal ion binding. The transcript is spliced from 5 exons. Lineage: Eukaryota; Fungi; Ascomycota; Eurotiomycetes; Onygenales; Onygenaceae. The record is from RefSeq and is a predicted model, not a curated record. Bases 1 to 1440 code for a protein of 479 amino acids.
AUGGCAUCUCGGCGACUAGCUUCGAGCCUGAACGGUGCUCUUCGGAGCCGGGCUGCUCUCCAGGCUGUGAGACCAGCCAAACGCGGCUUUGCAACCCCAAUCUCCACGCCUGCCACGACGCAGUCGACUACGCUCUCUAACGGCUUGACGAUUGCUACCGAGUAUUCUCCAUGGGCCCAGACGUCAACGGUCGGAGUGUGGAUCGACGCUGGGAGCAGGGCGGAAACAGACAAAACAAAUGGCACCGCACAUUUCCUUGAACAUCUUGCCUUCAAGGGAACCAACCGAAGAACCCAGCACCAAUUGGAGCUGGAAAUUGAGAAUAUGGGAGGGCAUCUGAAUGCCUACACUUCGCGUGAGAACACUGUCUACUACGCCAAAUCCUUCAAUGCCGAUGUUCCCAAAACCGUUGAUAUUUUGUCCGAUAUUCUCCAAAACUCAAAAUUAGAACCUUCCGCCAUCGAGCGCGAAAGAGACGUGAUCUUGCGGGAGCAAGAAGAGGUUGACAAACAAUUUGAGGAAGUUGUCUUUGACCAUCUCCAUGCCACGGCUUUCCAGAACCAGCCCCUUGGCCGAACCAUCCUCGGCCCAAAGCAGAAUAUUCAGAGUAUCGGGCGCCAGGAUUUGGUUGACUACAUCAAGACGAACUACACCGCUGAUCGCAUGGUCCUAGUGGGCGCUGGUGGUGUGCCACACGAGCAACUGGUGAAGCUUGCUGAACAACAUUUUGGCUCGCUCCCAAGCCAGCCUCCAACGUCGGCUGCUUUGGCAAUUGCAGCGGAACAGAAGCGCACUCCUGAUUUCAUUGGCUCUGAUGUUAGAAUCCGUGAUGAUACUGUGCCCACUGCUCAUAUCGCUCUUGCGGUUGAAGGUGUCAGCUGGAAGGAUGACGAUUACUUCCCUGCCCUGGUUACUCAAGCCAUCGUUGGCAACUGGGAUCGGGCAAUGGGCAAUUCGCCAUUCCUUGGCAGCAAAUUGAGCUCAUUUAUUAGCCACCACAACCUUGCCAACAGUUUCAUGAGUUUCUCGACCAGCUACAGUGAUACAGGUCUUUGGGGAAUUUACCUUGUGAGCGAGAAUAAGACGGCCCUCGACGAUCUCAUCCAUUUUACUCUCCGCGAAUGGUCCCGUCUAUCAUUCAAUGUCACCCCUGCCGAGGUCGAGCGCGCUAAAGCCCAGCUCAAGGCUUCCAUCCUCCUUUCCCUCGAUGGUACUACUGCCGUUGCUGAGGAUAUUGGCCGCCAGAUUGUCACCACUGGACGCCGUAUGUCCCCUCAAGACAUUGAGCGCGUAAUUGACAGGAUCACGGAAAAGGACAUCAUGGACUUUGCGCAGCGAAAACUGUGGGAUCAAGACAUUGCCGUCAGUGCUUUCGGCAGCGUCGAAGGCAUGCUGGACUACCAGAGAAUCCGCAACGACAUGAGCCGAAACGCGGCAUAA